Molecule: messenger RNA, 834 nt
Organism: Ambispora leptoticha
Lineage: Eukaryota; Fungi; Glomeromycota; Glomeromycetes; Archaeosporales; Ambisporaceae
Source: the annotation of a GenBank genome assembly
AUGGCCUGCAAGGUUGCGCGUUAUGGCAUGCAGGUGGACACGGAUGACCUGCAAGGGUGUCUGCUGUUCAAAGGCUGUAAGUCGAUUUGGCAGGAUCGAGGUGAAUUAAGGGUAGUCAACUGGAUUAUCAUCUGGGAAAAGGGACGAUCUGGAAAACAAAUUCAAUACUACCAACCGACGUUUCUGGAUGACGGAACUAUAGAUGGGAGCGUAAAUGGAAAUGUAACCUGUGGAAAUUUCACCGGAUCUUCUAACAAACGAGGGGAGGAAGAGGUUGAUGAUUCCAAGGCGAAAAGAUCUUUCAAGAGAAAUCGCCAGGACACUGACGAUAGACAUACUACACCACCACCAUAUUCAAGUGUAACCGAAUCUGUGGAAGUCAUUGAUGAUUCGGAAAGUGAUACUGGAUCAAUUGAUAUAGUUCGGAGUGAAGAAGAGAUUAGGAAGCUUAAGCAGGAUGAGGUGGACGUUCGUAACAAAUUACUCAAAAUUCUUACUGCACGUCAAAAAAAAGACAAAGAAGCCGGGAAAGAUUUUAUGGCAUCAAUAUACCUCAACAGUAUUAUAGAUUUAUCAGACGAUGAUAUAUAUAAACAGAAAAAAUCUUGGAAACCUACUCCGGAAUUUACAGAAUAUAUCAAUCAAUUCACUGAAGAAACCUCGCAUGAUAUCGCUCUGCAUAUACUAACUCAUUUUUCUUUACGUCUAGAAGCACCUAUGAAAGUUGAGUACAAAGGCCUCGAUCUAGAAAGAACUUAUGCCGUAGACACAAUAAUUUACAUUUUAAAUAGGAUAUUUAGGAUGUACCAAGAUGAGUUGGAUGUUGCUUGGUAG